Messenger RNA from Ogataea philodendri, 537 nucleotides. RefSeq lists its product as uncharacterized. The record is from RefSeq and is a predicted model, not a curated record. NCBI's taxonomy places the organism in Eukaryota, Fungi, Ascomycota, Pichiomycetes, Pichiales, Pichiaceae. The transcript has 2 exons. Bases 1 to 537 code for a protein of 178 amino acids.
AUGGCCACAGCCCCAAUUUUGCAAGGAAGCAAUCUCGAUUCUGGAGAUGAAAAUACGCUUGUCGAUGUAGACGUAGGUUGCAGCACCAAUGAAAAUACCCAGACCCACGCCCAAGAACGGGAGACCGGAGAUUCCAAGCGUCAUGUGGUACUCUCCUCUAAAAAUCACUGGGAACGCUUCAAAGAACCCAAACAGCACUGCAAAAAUGAAGGCAGUGUAGAUGGAGAAGACAAGCACAAUUGGCUCAACAAAAAGCAUUUCGACCGGCUUAAGCAGAGUGAUGAACACAAUCAGCAUCAAGAACUGGCCAAGUGGGAUUCCUUUCUUCAUCUUGAGACCUCUCUUCUUAAUUCUCUUUCUCAUGAUGAUGGCUUUGUAAGUCUCGGGACAGACGUAAACAGGAAUGAAUGCAGCAGCAGCAAAGAACAAUUGAACCCACAUAGUCCAUCUGAGGCCUCCAACUCUAUCGAGUCUGCUGGAAACCUUGUUUUGGGCGACAAAUCCACCGAUAAUUGGUCCAAUAACUGGACCAGCUAA